CAUACCGGAAGUGUCUGUUCAUAGUUUGUCGAAGUGCUAGCGACUAUGCUAAUGCAUUGCAGAUCUCAAUUUGAGUGUCUGAGUGAAUGUGUCAUCUUCAUUCUGGACACAGGGUUAUACACUAUCGCCAUGCUACCGCAGCAGUGAGCUUUCUUCACGGCAAUACUAAGAAGCGAUUGCUUAUCUUUCUGCCUAUCCAAGCGCCGAAUACAAGGUGUGAAUGACCGACGUGGUGCCUAUCACUGCCCUCAGUGAAAUCAAGCUCCGCCUUCUUUGCCAGGAUGACAUAGAAAGAAUAAAAGUGCUCUGUGGAGAGUGGUUCCCCAUCGAGUAUCCAGACUCGUGGUAUCAUGACAUCACAUCAAACAAGAAGUUCUUCUCGCUGGCUGCCACCUGUAGAGGUGGAAUUGUGGGGAUGAUUGUGGCAGAAAUAAAAAGUAGAACGAAAGUGCACAAAGAGGAUGGGGACAUCUUGGCCUCCAGCUUUCCUGUUGACACUCAAGUUGCGUACAUCCUGAGUUUAGGAGUCGUGAAGGAGUUUCGCAAACAUGGAAUAGGAUCUCUGUUACUGGACAGUUUAAAGGAGCACAUCUCCACCACGGCACAGGACCAUUGUAAAGCCAUCUACCUGCAUGUGCUAACCACCAAUAACACUGCCAUUAACUUCUAUGAGAACAGAGACUUUAAACAGCACCACUAUUUACCGUAUUAUUACUCUAUACGAGGAGUGCUCAAAGACGGCUUCACUUACGUACUCUACAUAAACGGCGGACAUCCACCAUGGACUAUCUUUGAUUAUAUUCAGCAUAUAGGUUCGGCACUGGCCAGUCUAAGCCCAUGCUCCAUUCCUCAGAGAAUCUACCGCCAAGCACAGAAUCUCCUUCGCAGCUUUCUGCCGUGGUCAGGCAUCUCUUCCAAGAGUGGCAUAGAGUACAGCAGAACAAUGUGAGCGUCAUCAGGCCAAAACAGCCAAGGGUGGAAAAGAUUUGUUUGUUUGCUUCACACCCGAUUCCCGAAGUUACUAAGCAGCUGUGAGGAGACAAACGCUGGAUUUAUCUGGUUUAGAGCAAUGUAUCAUAUUUGUACAAUUUAUAAAUAUAUAUAUAUACACACACACACAAACAAACAAACACAAACACACUGACUUUUAUUAAUAUAUACAUUCAUAUGUCAUUAGUAGAUUGCCCUCUUAAUAUAAACUCUACUUCAUGCCUGUAAUUUUGCUGCUGUGUAGAAAUAAGCUAUGGUUUACCCAGAUUUUUAAUAUAAAUAGAUUUUUUAUGUGUCCCUCUACUAUUUUAAGGACUAUAUAGGGUAUAUGAUGGUAAAAGUAUCUCCCUCAAGAUGCAUUCUUUUUAUUUUAGUCACUCAUGCAUGUGUCAAGCUCUAGUGUUUUGUUUGUGCAGCAGUACCUUGACGCAGUAGACAUUUCAGCCCGUGUUUUUUUAAGUAUGUGGAUUGUUUUAAUGUUGUUUGCACAGAGGCAAUGAAUGUAAUGUUGCGAUGAAGGCAAAAGGGGCUGCAGUCACGGAAAAUGCUCAGUUUUACGAAAUGUGUAUUGUCAAUGUCAAACAUGUGAACUGUUUUUAAAUUCAGAACAUCUUAAACUAGCUGGAGCAUUUCAUCCUGCCAUUCCAUUGAGUGUACUUUUCUUUUAAAGGUGAAGUAGAUGAGCGUAUAUGGGGAAAGUGUUUUAAUUGAAGGUAUGUUACUGUGAAUCAGGGAAUUACACACAAAAUAAAAUGAUUUGGGAAACAAGCUCCUGCGUUACGUAACUUGCAAUAUAAUAUAAAGUAGGCCAGUUUUCGGCAAUGUUAAGUCGGAUCUGUGGUCCAACCAUCAAUUUAUGCAGUCUUUGAUAAGACAAAGCAUGUAUGUUUAUGUUAUGCUAAUGAUUUCUGUUUAGUAUACAAAAAUAUUGAACACAGACAUUUUUGUUUAUUACACAGGAACAUUGUUUCUUCUACUGUACUGUUGUGCCCGGCACAUGUCUUUUUUUUCAUGAAUUGUCAUGUUCAUUGUAAAUUAUCAGUAAAAAUGUUCAAUCAAUAUGUGCUUAAUUGUUUGAAUUGUUUAUGUAGGUAAUAGCACCACUAUCAUAUGUGCAGUUAAGAGUAAGAUUGUGUGUAAUUUACCACCAUUACUUUGCCAUCCUUAUGUUUUAUUUAGUAAAUGGUGCACUGUGGCAUUUUAUUGUGUUAAGUUUUAAUUGUGUUGAUAAUAAACCUUGAAAUAGCAGUCCAGCUUUUUUUCGUGUAACCCAGAUAACUAAACUUUCUUACUUUAACCUUAAAUGUGGUUAAAUAUGUGGACUUGAGAUACUAAAAGGAACUACUUUAGUUCCAUAUUGUCAAAUUGUCACCAGUGGCCGGUUGCAUAAACAUAGUUGUGACAUUAAGACUGUGUCUUAAGAAUGAUUCUGACUAACUAGCAGUUGGUUAGGGCUAAUCACUCUUAUUAUUUGGAUUAAAGUUAGACUGAUCUACCUUUAUAUGUAACACACUUAAAACAGUAAUGAUCAGUCUUGAAGAAAACAAUUCAUGACUAACUUUUAAGACUAGUCUUAAAGUUUUAUGCAACUGGCCCCUGGAUCUGUCUUCAAACUGUGUAGCACCCUCUAGUGUUCAUUUGGAAAUUCACGACUACGAAAGAUAUUUUAUUGUAACUUAAUUUACUGUGAUGCUAUUAAUCUGUUGUCUUGUUUAUGAAUUACUCAUUCAUCCAUUUAAAGCAUUUUGAGAUGACCUAUUGAGAAGAGAGAAAUGAUAAAUAAAGAUCUUGCAACCAU
Paramisgurnus dabryanus is the source of this 2788-nucleotide messenger RNA. The record is from RefSeq and is a predicted model, not a curated record. Lineage: Eukaryota; Metazoa; Chordata; Actinopteri; Cypriniformes; Cobitidae.